Messenger RNA from Zootoca vivipara (common lizard), 4072 nucleotides. It is a transcript of the gene CCM2L, whose product is annotated as CCM2 like scaffold protein. NCBI's taxonomy places the organism in Eukaryota, Metazoa, Chordata, Lepidosauria, Squamata, Lacertidae. Gene Ontology annotation, biological process: heart morphogenesis. The record is from RefSeq and is a predicted model, not a curated record.
AGGAAAAGCCGCCUUCCUGGGGCAGGAGCAGAGCGAGGACGAGGCAUGGAGCAUGAAGCAAAGAAAGGCAAGAAGGGCUUCGUGUCACCCAUCAAGAGGCUGGUCUUCCCAAAGGCAGCCCGAAGGCAGGCCCUCAAGAGCAGCCUCUGCCGCCGCCCCCUGCACUCUGUCCCACUCUACCCUCCCGACUAUCUCAUCGACCCUCAGAUCCUCCUGCACGACUACGUGGAAAAGGAAGUGAAGUUUUUAGGUCACCUGACUUGGGUAACGACUUCCUUGAACCCCUCCAGCCGUGACGAGCUGCUGCAGCUACUGGACACUGCAAGGCAAUUGAAGGAGCUUCCUCUGAAGACAACCCCAGAGCAGGAUAGCAUAUUGAGCCUUUCAGCCCGCUGCCUGCUUCUUACCUGGAGGGACAACGAGGAGCUGAUCCUGAGGAUCCCCACCCAUGAAAUUGCAGCUGCUUCCUACCUGCGGGACGAUGCCCUGCACCUCCUGGUGCUCAAAACAGGCUUGGGAGUGGACCCAGUUCCUGCAGGAGGUAGCUUGGAUGUUUACCCUGGAAGCCCCCAGGAGAAGAAAUUCCCCGGAGGGCCAGCUGAGAAGAGACCAGCAGAGCGCCGGCAGCUGGGGGGCACGAUGGAGCGACGCCACACCAUCUGCAGCCUGGACUGGAAGAUGGCCCGGGGCGGGCCGGAUGGCAGGCCCAGCGGAGGGGGGAGCCUGGAGCGGAAGCAGGGCACGGGCAGCUGGGAGAAGAGGCAGGGUCCCGCAGAUGGCAGGCCUUUCGGGAGCUGGGAGCGCCGGCAGACCUACAGCGGGAGCUGGGAGCGCCGCCCCACGGGCAAAGCUGGGGGCAGCUGGGAGAGGAGGCGGCAGGCCUACAGCGGGAGCUGGGAGAGGGGCAAGACCUGGGGCAGCUGGGAGCGCCGGUGGCACACCGGGAACAACCCCCUGGACCCCAAGGAGCCCAGCCCUGAAGCCUACUGCAAUCUCAUCAUCCUGGCUGUGGCUAACAGGGACAUGGCAGAGGAAUCUUGUGCUCUCAUCUGCCAGGUUUUCCAGAUCAUCUACGGGGACCAAACCAUUGAGUGUGUGGACCGGGCUGGCUAUCACUACACAUCCACCAUGAAGCGUCCUUGGCUUUCUAGCCGGAGUGAGAGCUGUCGGACGGAUGGGACGUACGGCUAUGAUGCUGAUUUCAGCUGCUGUAGCUCUUUCGAUGGUUCCCAUGACACCUUUGAGGCCUGUUGCAGUGACACUUCGUCCCCCUCCUUCCAUCAGUCCCAUCACAGCCUGGCCACAGCCUGCAGUGGCAGCGACCAGAGCAAUGCCGGCCUGGAGCAGCUGCAGGAUUACAUGAUCACACUCAGGAACAAACUGACCCCGCAGGAGAUACAACAGUUUGCCUUCUUGCUGAGAGAGUACCGGAUGGGUCUGGCGGUGGAGGGAUACUGUGAUGGCCUCCUCCAGCUCUACGGAGAAAAGCGGAAGUUCCUUCUGCUGGGGAUGCGCCCCUUCAUUCCCGACCAGGACAUCGGCUACUUCGAGGGCUUCCUGGAGAACAUCGGCAUCCGCGAAGGGGGGAUCUUGACUGACAGCUUCGGGCGCAUCAAGAAGAGCAUGAGCAACACCUCGGCCUCCGCCGUGCGCAGCUACGACAGCUGGUCCUUGCGCUCGGAGUCGGAGUCCUUCAACCGCAUGAUCACGGACAUCACCCACGACAUCGAAGCCCUGGCGAGGGAUGAGGACGAAGAGGAGGAAGACGGCGAUGACAGCAAUGGCAGCGGUGACAAUGAUAAUGAAGACAACUACCUGUGAGAAGGGGGGACCACCUAGGCCUGAAUGGUGGAGGAGAGCCAGGAACACUGAAAGCUCUUUAAUAUGAAGUCAGACAAUUGGUCCACCUGGCUCAAUAUGGUCUAUACCGACUGGCAGCAGCUCUUUAGGAUUUCAGAUGGGGGGGGGUCUCUCCCCACCCUACCUGGAGAUGCUGGGGGUUGAAUUUGGGUCUUUCUGCAAUUAAAGCAGAUGCUCUACGAUGGGGCUGCAGCCCUUUGCAUUUAUUUUUAGUGGAGGGGCAGCUAAUCCUUAUUUGAGCCUUCUAUUCAGCAAAUAUCUGGAUCCUGCAGACCCUCCAAUUGCCCCUAUUUGCCAGGGACAGUCCCAGAUUUACAGAAGCCAUCCCAGUUUCUGAUUUGAGCACAGAAUGUCCUGCUUAUCCUUUGUUGUUGUUGUUGUUGAGUCGUUUAGUCGUGUCCGAGUCUUCGUCACCCCAUGGACCAUAGCACGCCAGGCACUCCUGUCUUGCACUGCCUCCCGCAUUUUGGUCAAACUCAUGUUCGUAGCUUCGAGAACACUGUCCAACCAUCUCGUCCUCUGACGUCCCCUUCUCCUUGUGCCCUCAAUCUUUCCCAACAUCAGGGUCUUUUCCAAGGAUUCUUCUCUUCUCAUGAGGUGGCCAAAGUAUUGGAGCCUCAGCUUCACGAUCUGUCCUUCCAGGGAGCACUCAGGGCUGAUUUCCUUAAGAAUGGAUAGGUUUGAUCUUCUUGCAGUCCAUGGGACUCUCAAGAGUCUCCUCCAGCACCAUAAUUCAAAAGCAUCAAUUCUUCGGCGAUCAGCCUUCUUUAUGGUCCAGCUCUCACUUCCAUACAUCACUACUGGGAAAACCAGUAUCCUUGGGGUGUCCCUAUUUUCAUCAGAGAAAUGUAGAAUAAGUACAGAACCAAGGAGAUAACUAUACAGCCUUUAGAAGACAUUUGAAGGCAGCCCUGUAUAGGGAAGUUUUUUAAUGUUUGAUUAUGUUUUUAUAUAUGUUGGAAGCCUCACAGAGUGGCUGGGGCAGCCCAGUUUGAUGGACACGGUAUAAUUGUUGUUGUUGUUAUUGAAUAAGACAUCCCUAUUUUCAUCGGAGAAAUGUUGGAGGGCAUGGAUCCUGGCGAGCAAAGGUGAGAGACACCUUUCUAUCCCCAGUUGUGAAACUGAUCUGCAUUGAAACAUCCAUGUUCAGAGACAGUCUACCAUUCAAUAUCAUAUGCUGAAUGGUGGGGUUGGGAGAAGCCUGUGGAGCUCAUGUCCUGCCUUUGUAUAUCCCAGAAAGAUCCGGCUGCGCAAUGUGAGAAGCAGGAUGCUGGACCAGAUGGACUUCUGGCCCGAUCCACCAGGAAUCAUAGAAUUGUAGAAUUGUAGAGUUGGAAGAGAUUCCCAAGGUUCAUCUAGUCCAACCCCCUGCAAUGCAGGAAUUCUGCCUAUGUUUUUGCACCUGUCCCACCUAUGGCUUGCUCUCUGCAGCUCAAGUUCGUCCUGCUGGUCUGCUAGGUUCAGGAGAGUCCCCCUCGGAUGGACUUCCAAUGUCUUCUCCUCUUGGCUUCUGCCUUGUGAAGUUGGUCAAGUGCCAAGCAAUUUUCAAUAGAGCAAGGCUGCCCUCUGCUGGUCGCUUGGAGAACCCUAUGCAGUGGGCUUAUAAAGUGAUACCAAGACAGGUAUCACAUUGCACCCUCAUGUGCAAGUUCUGUUUCCAGACUCAAGCUUUUACAAUUUGUGCAAUGGCAGGGUUUUUCUUUUGUUUUUGAAAUGAGGUUAGAAUUUCUUUUAGGAAUUGCAAUAUUUAUUUGUUUUCAUACUAACAGAAGCUUUCCUGGACUGGUUUUCAGCCCUAUGCAAUGGCCCUCUCACAACAAAAUCAUUAAAAGCUUAGGCAGAGCCCAACAUUUCUGCAAGUGGACCUCCACUCAUACAAUGGGACUUCAUCCAUCCUAUCCUUCCCCAUUGCCCUACCUCUAACGCAGAGAGGGGAAACUGGGGUCCCUGAAACGUUGCUACACUCCAUAUCCCAUCGUCCCUGCCCACUGGGCCAUUCUGGCAGGGGCAGAUGGGAGAUGGAGUCCAACAACAUCUGGAAGCCCCUGGGCUCACCAUUCCUGAGGUCUCUGCAAUGGCUGCUUUGCAGCUCUGCGGACAGUCCUUGGUUGAGCGAGAGAGUCCUCUAAGCCAGCGUUCUUCGAUCUUGGAUCUCCUGCCGUUGUUGGACUAUAUCUCCCAUCAUCCCAAACAGGGGCGUAGCCAGGAUCAA